Molecule: messenger RNA, 1531 nt
Organism: Erythranthe guttata (spotted monkey flower)
Lineage: Eukaryota; Viridiplantae; Streptophyta; Magnoliopsida; Lamiales; Phrymaceae
Product: basic helix-loop-helix (bHLH) DNA-binding superfamily protein
Biological process (GO): regulation of DNA-templated transcription
Cellular component (GO): nucleus
Molecular function (GO): DNA-binding transcription factor activity; transcription cis-regulatory region binding; protein dimerization activity
Source: RefSeq, a predicted model, not a curated record
CGAAGUGGAAACAUAUAUAGAUAUGGAUGAAUUAAUCCUCAGCUCGUGUUCAAAGUCUAGUUCAUCUUAUUCGGUAAAUAUGAUGUGUUCCAAUGAUGAACGACAACCACCGACAAUUAGUGUCCUCCAAAAAAAGCUCAAACACUUGCUCCAAACUCAGACAGAUUUCUGGUCCUACGCCAUUUUCUGGCAAUCAUGUUCUUCUUCUACUUCCAAUGUUCUUAACUGGGGCGACGGCUAUUUUCAAGGCACCGCCAAUUAUAGUAAUGAAACAACAAAGAAACUAGCAGUUGAUGAACAUGGUGAGGUGUCAGAUGCUGAGUGGUUCUAUUUGAUGUCACAGAUGGCUGAUGAGUGUAUCUCCGUCGUUGAUGCAGGUGGUGGUGUUGUGGGUAAGGCCUUCAACUCUGGAUCUCUAGUCUGGUUGACCGGUGGGAAUCAGCUAAAGUUGUAUAACUGUGAACGUGCUAAACAAGCGGAGGCACACGGUAUGCAAACCAUGGUCUGUAUCCCUACUGCUACUCCCCGUGGUGUUGUUGAGUUGGCUUCUCAUCUUAUUAUUCAUGAAAACUGGACUUUGCUCCAACAAGUCCAACAUACUUUUCCUGCUUUUGCUUUUCAACCCGAAAUUAUUAUGGAUUCAGAUUCCGAUUGCCCGACCACCACCACCGAUAAUAAUACUAAUACUAAUAUUAAUAAAAAGAGAGCGCCUAUGGCUAGUAGUAGUACUGCAGCUACUACGGGUAUAAUUAGCGGCGGCAAGAAGAGAGGAAGAAAGCCGGCAGGACCUCGGGGCCCGGACGCGCUGCCGACAAUGAACCACGUUGAGGCGGAGAGGCAGAGGAGGGAGAAGCUGAACCACCGAUUCUACGCACUCAGAUCUGUGGUACCCAACGUUUCUAGGAUGGACAAGGCUUCACUUCUAUCCGACGCCGUAUCCUACAUAAAGGAGCUCAAAUCAAGACUCGACGACCUCCAAACCAACAACGUCAACAAACUAUUAUCAUCAUCAUCAUCAGUUGUCAAGACAGAAACUGAUGAUGAUGAUGAGCCAAUUAUUAGUUCAUCAAGCUUGGUGGAAGUGAAGAUGGUAGGUGUAGAUGGGAUGAUUAGGGUUCAGUCGGAGAAGAGCAACUACCCGUCGGCGCGUUUGAUGGACGCGAUACGUGAUCUGAAACUAGAAAUACAACACGCGAGCAUGUCUUGCGUCAACAAUAUAAUGAUUCAGGAUGUUGUCGUUACUCUUCCUUCAGAUGGUCCAUUGACUUCCGAGAAUGCAUUGAGAACUGCUCUUCUUCAUAGAUUAUAAUUAUUUAAUUAAUUAAUGGAUAUAUAUAUAUCAUCACGUACGUACGUACGUACACAAAUAUUAAUAUGUAUUAUUAUGCAUGAUGAUCGAUCGAUCAGUUAUAUUAUUAUCCAUCCAUUAUCGUCUGUACUGUACGUUUUAAAUUAUAUAUUAGUUUCUAGCUAGCUAGUUUCAUGAAUCGGCCUUUAAUUUGCAGCUGAUGAAUAAAUUGUUCAAUUUCCA